AACAGAAACUAAUAUAGCUGCGUAGGUGAUAAUAAUGGGAAGGGACCCGCAUAUGAUUACGAUUUUCAUUUUAUUAAGGUCCUCCAAUCUUCACUCAGCCCCCACCCAAUCGUAACCGUCGUUUGCAACGGUCCUGCACUGUUCUUCUACCCUUGCCGCCACCACCAAACGACGCCGUCGGAGAGCAAUGGGGAUGGAUUACUACAACAUACUCAAAGUGAAUCGAAACGCCAGCGACGAUGAUUUGAAAAAAGCCUACAAGAGACUCGCUCGUAUUUGGCACCCCGACAAAAACCCCGUUAACAAGACCGAAGCUGAAGCCAAAUUCAAACGAAUAUCCGAAGCCUACGACGUUUUGAGCGAUCCGCAGAAGCGUCAGAUCUACGAUCUCUACGGCGAGGAGGCACUUAAAUCGGGUCAGUUCCCGCCACCUUCCCAAUCCUCCUCUUCUUCGUCCUCUUCACGCGCUUUCCAGAACCACCAUCACCGCCAGAACGCUACCACGUCGUUUCGCUUCAACCCCCGCGACGCCGACGACAUUUACGCCGAAUUUUUUGGCGCGGAUGCUGCCGACGUCGGCGCUGGCGCCUCUUCCCGCCGUGACGGCUUCUUCCGUACCUCGAAUGGCGCCGCGUUUGGCGCCACGGGAAGGAAGGCUGCCGCGGUGGAGAACGCGCUUCCCUGUAGCUUGGAAGAGCUUUACAAAGGCGUCAAGAAGAAAAUGAAGAUCUCCAGGAACGUCUACGAUGCUUUCGGCAAAGGUCGGAAUGUGGAGGAGAUUUUGACUAUUGAGAUAAAACCGGGCUGGAAGAAAGGAACCAAGAUUACCUUUCCAGAGAAGGGUAACCAGGAGCCCGGUGUCAUCCCAGCUGAUCUUAUUUUUGUGAUAGAUGAGAAACCACAUGCUCUGUAUAGAAGGGAUGGUAAUGAUCUGGUGAUCAACCAGGAGAUAACCCUUCUUGAGGCCCUUACAGGUAAAACAUUGGAUCUCACCACCUUGGAUGGAAGGAGUCUCAUGAUCCCAUUGACAGAUAUUGUCAAACCUGGUGCCGAGGUUGUUGUCGCUAAUGAAGGAAUGCCCAUAUCAAAAGAGCCUGGAAGGAAGGGGAAUUUGAGAAUUAGGCUUGAUGUUAAGUAUCCCUCAAGGCUAACACCUGAACAGAAGUCUGAUCUGAGGAGAGUUUUAGGUGGCAUCUCAUAAAUGAGUUUGGUAUUUGGUGUCACUGGUGGAUGCACAUUGUAAAUAUAUCAUGUGCAGAGUGUUGAUGCAUGUGAAUAACAGGAAUACUCUACGGGUGAAUUUGAGUAUAAAGGGAUAACCUACGGUGAACCCUUAACUUUUGGACUUUUUUGCAGGAUAGGAAACAUAAUCGACUUUUUGGAAAUGAGUGGAAGCGUCAAUCUUAGUGAAACAAAUAGGUAGGUAAAUUCAACUUAGUUUCCAUCGUUUUGCUUCAACUUAUUUUGCCUUUUGAUCAAACUCGUGAAGAUUAUUAGUCUUAAUAGGAUCACAAUGAAUCAUGUUCAUACCAUGAGAAUUGUAUAUAUUGAUUGUUUAUUGAUUGGAGGUUACUUUAUUGAUAUGCUGUUCUUUUAAAAUUUAAAGUCCAACAUGGAAUCGUGGUCUAUGAUUUUAUUACAGGUUCGUGAUUUCUGCCAUAAAAAAACUUGAUGCAUAUCGAGCAAAGUUUUCCUUUGAAUUUUCUUUGUUGAUCAGCUGUUGUGCUUGUGUUUAGAAAUGUUAUAUUUGUCUCUAUCAACUCUCAAGUUCCACCGUAUUACAUCUCAUGAAUAUGUAGAAACGCUUUAUAUAUGAUUGUUUUAUCCACUUCAAACGCUUAAUCUUAGGAAAGUUUACUUAAAUUUCUUUUCCAAUUUAAAUAAUCCGUACUAGCGGUGGAGAUUGUAC
Abrus precatorius (Indian licorice) is the source of this 1909-nucleotide messenger RNA. Its product is annotated as dnaJ homolog subfamily B member 1. The record is from RefSeq and is a predicted model, not a curated record. Gene Ontology annotation, cellular component: cytosol. The coding region runs from base 188 to 1201 and encodes 337 amino acids. The transcript has 2 exons. Gene Ontology annotation, molecular function: protein-folding chaperone binding. NCBI's taxonomy places the organism in Eukaryota, Viridiplantae, Streptophyta, Magnoliopsida, Fabales, Fabaceae.